Stylophora pistillata is the source of this 1248-nucleotide messenger RNA. RefSeq lists its product as uncharacterized. The record is from RefSeq and is a predicted model, not a curated record. Lineage: Eukaryota; Metazoa; Cnidaria; Anthozoa; Scleractinia; Pocilloporidae.
UCCAAACAAACGCCUUUGCGCGCCGGUGCAGGUUAGAAAUGUUCUCAGCAAUACAGAAAGAUCCUAACCACACAAUUACAGAGAACGGUGUUCAUUGCUUAAAUUCAGACUGUGUGCUUCCAAUGUGCAUCAACUCAAAGCUUGGUAACCUCAUCAAGAAAAGAACAGACUGCAAAAGAGGCAAAAACUCUAAAGCAACUACAGAUAUGAGCCUGCAAAAUGUGGCUGACGAUAAAAUGAGCAGCGUCGCCGCAAAUGGAGAUGUGGAGCAGUGGUGGAAAGACCUUGAAAGAUUGGGAGUUCUGGAGCAGCUUCCUAUGACCAGUAACACCCACAUUGAUUUGUCCGCAUUCCUCUAUGAAAAAAAUGAUCCUUCUCCCAGUCAUUUAGGGGCCGUACUGAGACCAUGUUUCAGCCAAGGGAUCCCAUUGCUUGGAAAUCAACCACAACCUUGGAUAGGAGAGGUGCAUUCAAGCGCUUCUCCAGUCCACAAUCUACCUUUCCUUGAUGCCGGACUUUGUCAGGAUACACAAACGGCGGUAAUAAAUCCUUUUAUUCAGUCUGGAAUCACCAAAAACGGAACAGACCCACUGAAAGACACCGAUGCAUACAAGUCUGCCAAGUCUGGAAAGUUGUUUGAGAUUCUCUCCUUGAUCUUUCAGGCUCUCGAGGGCCCUCAUACAGCAAACCUUGAGGAGUAUUAUGCAUCUGCGUUACAGAAGGCCCUUCAUGAAAUUCAAGCGGUUAAGAGUCUGUGUCAGCAAUAAUCAAAUACUCAUUCACUGCUGCCUUUUAAGGCACUUUAAAAAGUGGCAACAGCCCCAUCUUCAAAUAAACUUAAUGAAAGAUAAGAUUUCCUCGAAGACUUUGUUCAUGCGUAGGGCUACAAGCCAUAAAGUGAGUUCUUAGUAGAAUUGCUUUUAACUUAAAACCUAAGUUUUGUCGUUGUCCUCGCCACUGUAGUUGUAACUUGGUAGCCAUAAUAUAGACUAUUGCCCCGCCCUAAAAGACAUGCAUUAAGUAUUUCAUAUUCUUUUGAAUUGAAUAUUUGAUACAUUUCAGUCCUGGAGAACCAGUUUUGAAUGCUCUUAAACUUCUUACAUCAUCCAUUCAGUUGCUCUCGGCUGACAAAUGUUUGCGAAAGUCACCAGAUUUCAAAUGAGUAUUAAGGCGAAAAGUGGAAAUAGUAAUGUCAAGUCCUUUUCUGCCCGGAAGCUAUCUUGAGAUGAAAUAAAAUUUUAUUAAUGA